Cylindrotheca closterium is the source of this 1236-nucleotide messenger RNA. The record is from the annotation of a GenBank genome assembly. NCBI's taxonomy places the organism in Eukaryota, Bacillariophyta, Bacillariophyceae, Bacillariales, Bacillariaceae.
AUGAAGCUAUCUUCGGUAUCUACACUACUAUUGUUGGCCUCGGCUGCAGAGGCAUUCGCCCCUACAAAGUUGGCCUCUCGUCCAACGACUACGACUACCGCUCGUUCGUUAAUGGUGGACCCAACUCCGCUUCAAGACAUCUUCUCUUCGAUCUCCUUGGCGGAUGCUGCUGAUGCCGUCGCCGAUGUUGGCGGUGCCGCUGCCGAUGCCGCCGCUCAAUCCUCGAAUGGAUGGUUUGGUUUCUUGACUGGACCAAUUAAGGGACUCCUUGAGGUUAUUCACACUGGCCUUGUCAAUGUUGGUGUUAAGGAAAAUGCCUGGGGUAUCACCAUUAUCUCCAUGACUUUGAUCAUCAAAGCUCUUACCUUCCCCUUGACCAAGACUCAAUUGGAGAGUACCAACAAGAUGCAGGCAUUGCAACCCGUCAUCAAGGAUAUUCAAGCUAAGUACCAAAGCAACCCUGAAGUCAUGAACCAAAAGAUUUCGGAGGUUUACCAAACGAACGAAGUCAACCCACUUGCCGGAUGCUUGCCCAGUUUGGCCCAAAUCCCCAUUUUCAUUGGGCUCUACCGCGGUGUCUUGGAUUUGGCCAAGAACAACGCUUUGGACGAACCAUUCCUGUUCCUUCCAAACUUGGAGGGACCCGUCUACGGUGCUGACCCAACCCAAGGAUCUUCUUGGUUGACUGCCAACUGGGUAGAUGGAGCUCCUUCUCUAGGAUGGGACGAUACCCUUGCUUUCUUGGUUCUUCCAGUCUUUUUGGUCAUUUCCCAAUUUGUUUCCAUGGAGCUUAUGCAACCCAAGCAAGAAGGAGAAGCCGCACAACAAUCCAAUGCAGUCCUAAAGUUCUUGCCCCUUAUGAUUGGAUGGUUCUCCCUCAAUGUUCCUGCUGCCCUGUGCAUUUACUGGGUCACCAACAACAUUGUCACAACUGCUACUUCACUUUUGAUUCGCAAUUCCAUGUCCAAUGCCCCACCUGUUGCUGUUUCCGCUGGAUCUGCCGCUUCCGCGCCCCCAAUGACACCAGAAGCAAUCUUUGCUCCUUCACCUUUGAAAGAAAAGGCUUCUGGAUUCGGAUCAGAUCCCGAUGUCACUCCCAUUACUGGUGCUAUUGACGCUGAAGUCAUUGAUAAUGAUUCAGAAGGUGGCGAUGACGCUCCUGGAGCAGGCAUGAUGGCCGAAGCUCCCAGCAGUAAAAAGCGCGGAGGAAAGAAGAAGAAGAGACGAAAGAACUAA